Komagataella phaffii GS115 is the source of this 1593-nucleotide messenger RNA. RefSeq lists its product as uncharacterized. The record is from RefSeq and is a predicted model, not a curated record. The coding region runs from base 1 to 1593 and encodes 530 amino acids. Gene Ontology annotation, molecular function: ubiquitin protein ligase activity. Gene Ontology annotation, cellular component: nucleus; cytoplasm; GID complex. Gene Ontology annotation, biological process: proteasome-mediated ubiquitin-dependent protein catabolic process. The transcript has a single exon. NCBI's taxonomy places the organism in Eukaryota, Fungi, Ascomycota, Pichiomycetes, Pichiales, Pichiaceae.
AUGUCCUACGUAUCGGACGUCGAGUUUUAUCUGAAAUUGCAGAAGACGCAGUUUAAGACCCCAAUUGAGGCCGUCAAGCGCAACUUCAAGGCGAUUCAGAAACUCAUUGAGAAGCAGUCCGCCCUUUUGUCCAGGCACUUGAUCCAAUUGAAGGAGCUGGAAUUGAACGGCCAGCUCAGCAAGGAGAUCCAAAGGGAGAGAAUAGCAGUGCUAAUCAACAUCCAAACUCGAUUUCAUGACAAGCUCGUCACUAGAGUUGAAGAGCAUAACGAUUACGUCCAGCGAUUAGAAAUCAGGCUGCAAAGAUUCAAGGACCUGGAAAAGAUCCUUGAAAAGGGUAAAAACAGCUCGUCUGAUUUUGGCGAUGACUUUUUGGCAUGGACUAGAGAUCAAAUUAACCUUUUGAUAGGCUGCUACUUGAUGAAGAAUUUGAUCAACUUCAAUGGGGACAUAUCUCAGAAUAACCCAGGACUCGAAUUGCUGAAGCAUUUGAAACUCGAUAAACUCAUUGAUCAUGAUGUCAUCUUGAAAGGGAUAUCGAUUUACCAGAAGAUCAGAUAUGAAAAAGAUUUGAGUGUGUUAAUUGACUGGUGCAAUGAGAACAAGAAGAUACUGAAAUCAAUGAAAACGUCCUCGACCUCGGUAGACGACUCCAAUACGACUCAGAAGGACCAGUAUCGUACAAGCUUAGAUUUUGAAACAUUUUACCAAAACUUUAUAGAACUGAUCAAGGAAGACAAGAUUUAUGAGGCCUUGAUUAUUGCCAAAGAACACUUGAUGCCACAGGCUGGCCCGGAAGUACCUUCCACAAGUAAUUCCGCAACAACAUCAUCGGCUACGUCUUACUCGGACAAAACUCCAAAGUACGACAGCACUUUUGAGAAAUUCAAAAAGUCGGCUGGUUUGCUUGUUUUUGGAUCAUUAGAUAUAGAUGAACUCUUUGGGUUGUCUGGUUCUAAAGUCAAUAGCAGCAGAAAGGAUUCCCUUACUAACUCUGCGAUGUCAGUAUAUGACACCUUUUCAAACAGUUACAAUCAAAUUAAUAAUAACCUUAAGCCCUUCAAGGAGCUCUUAAAUGACGAAAAGUGGAUUCAAUUGGCAGAUUUUUUCAUCUACAACUAUAAUCACAUUUAUGGAAUUGACCAGAGCCUAGAGCUAAUAGUCAUGCUAAGUGUCGGAAUUACGUCUCUCAAAACUCAUAGUUGCAAUGGAUUCAAGAAUUAUUCUAAACAUGAUUUCCAAGACCCUCAGGUUACAUUUCAAGAUGUAUUGCAUAAUAUCGAAGAAUCCAAUGACAUAAGCAACGCCAAAAGUGAACUGAGUAUCAACGAUCUCAAUAAAUGCCCCAUAUGUUCGCUUGAGCUAUACGAGAUUGCACAACAUUUGCCAUAUUCUCAUCAAACCAAGAGUAAUAUAUAUGAGAAUCCGGUAAAGCUGCCUAAUGGACACAUUUACCAAUUGGAGAAACUUUUGAAAAUGAACGAAGCAUUUGAAAAACCAGAGAUUGAAAACCUCGAUGAGAUGUACAUCAAAGAUCCUUUGACUAAUGAGAUGUUCAAAAGGUCAGAACUUCAAAAGAUUUUUCCUACUUAA